CACCAGUACCACCACCACGACAGAGAACGACAAUUGUCAGGUAACGAUGAAGCGAUUCGCCACGACGAACAAUGAUCCUCAAACCCCGUUGCCACCGCGCAAACUCCUUCGCACCUCCCUGGGCUCCUCAACACCGCGCACACCCCACCUCUACAACCCCAUAGCUCCCUCACCUACGUGGCGUUCCACCCCAGGAGGACGGAGCGCAUUUGAUGAGUUUCCAGCGGAGGAGUUCACUAAUUGGGUAGAUGGAAUAAAAGAACGCGCGAAGAAGGCAUUGACGGAGAAUCGUGCUUGGGGGUUGAGGGAGAUUGGGAGGCAGAGGGUUAUACAGGGAGAGGCGGUCACUCCGAAGAAGAGCAUGGUUGUACUGAAUGCGCCAAUUUCAAUUGAUGGAGAGCAAGACGAGGAACAGGAGGGAGAAGUGAAGGAUGAUGACCUAGUGGAGGUUGUGGAGGCGGAAGACGCGGAGGAUCUGCUGAUGGAACACGAGGAGGAUCCUUUUGAGGAGCCUGCUGAUGAGGAAGAGGCUGAGGUUGCCGAAGAUGAGUACACUGAUCAAGAUGCUGAGGGCCUUUACGAGGAUGAGGAUGAUGAAGAGGACGAGGAAGACGAGGAGGAGCGCGAGUUUUAUCAGGCACGGCCGAGCAUCAUUGCAGCCCUUGCGAGGAAGAAGCCUGCAUCUGCUGCAGAAGUUAUCGAUCUCGCCUCUUCUGAGGAUGAAGCAGAACAAGACGAUGGGGAGGAGGGCAAUGCGGUCGUUGAGGACGAUUUAUUAGCAGAACUUCAGGAUUCGUUCGCAGUCGGUAAUGACGAUGGAGAAGCAGAAGAGGACAAUGACCGCGACGGUCCCUUUGAAAUAUUUGACGAUGAAGCAGAAGAAGUCAUUGACAUUGAUGAGACUGGCCCACCAUCUGAAUCCGACGAUGACGAGGACGACGACGAUGAAGAUAGUGAAGAGGAAGUUAGUGAAGACGGUGACGGAUGGGAGGACGAUGAUUUGGAGGAGGAUGAGGAAGUGGAAGAACAUGAGCAAUCACGUUCCAUGGGUGGCGACGAAGACGAGGAGGAACUCGACCCCGCGGUGAACAGGUCUUUAUCGAACCUCGAAAAAGCCAUUGCUGCAGGGAACGUUACACCGAUGCGCGGCAAGCCUCACGCUGACAAAGCAUACGAGAACGAUCGUGGAGAAAGGGAUCUCCUGGGUGUUUUGGACUAUACCUCCGCCAGUACUGAUGAGAACGGAGAGGAGGAUGCUGUGGACGAAGUUGAUCUCGUCAGAUCAGGCAACCAAACCGUGACUGAAGGCGAAAGUACCGAUGAUACCAGGUUUGUAGAGGAAGUACAACUUGAAGCGCAAGUCGACUACGUUUUCCAGGAAGACAAUACGGAAGCGCAGCUGCCGGAGGAGCCCCCAUCAAGUAACACUAUCGGUGCAUCUGAAUCAGCGCAGCCAGAGAUGAUCUCGCUUGACUUUGAGCCUGAACCGGCUUCAGAUGCUGUUCAGCCAUCCCAAGACGAUGUUUCAGCGAUCACCGAACCCAACGCACUGCAAGCCUUUGCGAGUCAAGUUUUGGCAAAUGACGCACUUGAUGUGCUUGCGUCUGCGAGCGGUCACCUUGCUGAAGACAAGAAUAUCGCAGCUGAGAGUUUGCCUACUAAAGACGAAGGCAGCGAGGCUCCGACGACUCCGCGCCGUGACCGCCCUGACACGGCGGGAGAUUCACACGUUCUGCGAUCAGGUCGCGAAGUAACAUAUGACCAGGAAAAACUGAGACAUAUCCGCUACGGUCUCAGUCCAAAGCCUUUUGCGUCGCCGACUUUUGGUGAGAGGGGCCGCGCCCGAAGCCAUAGUCCGAAGGCGCCGAGGAGUAGAGAGGGAAGUGCAGCGCCGGUGCAGACUCCAAGGAGUGCCAACGCAAAAAGAAAGGCGGAGCAUUUGGAGGAAGUCACGGAAGAGAAGGAGAAGGAGUGGUAACCCCGGGCAUAGGAGUUAUCCGGAUAAGGAAAUCAAUCUUUCCGUCGUGAGAAACAUGGUUGGUAAAAAUGAGAUUCCAUCCGAUAUAUAUAAGUAGAGGAACCGCCAGGGUUCCUUAAGCAAAGCCAAUACUCCACGUCCUA
Messenger RNA from Saitoella complicata NRRL Y-17804, 2121 nucleotides. RefSeq lists its product as uncharacterized. Lineage: Eukaryota; Fungi; Ascomycota; Saitoellomycetes; Saitoellales; Saitoellaceae. The transcript has a single exon. The coding region runs from base 47 to 1978 and encodes 643 amino acids. The record is from RefSeq and is a predicted model, not a curated record.